Molecule: messenger RNA, 4549 nt
Organism: Triticum urartu
Lineage: Eukaryota; Viridiplantae; Streptophyta; Magnoliopsida; Poales; Poaceae
Source: RefSeq, a predicted model, not a curated record
GGACGAAAGUUGUAUUUACCACUUUACCCCUCUUCUUCCUGGCGACCCCUACCCCCUUCGUCGCCGCACUCCGGCAUUUCUCCGGCUCAGCCCCUACCACGCGGCUGCAGCGAGCGAGCGAGCGAGCGCGGGAGCGAAAUGGGAGCUCCCACUCCUCUCCCGCUCCAACCCGAUAACUCCUCACGACGCAAGCGCCGACUCCCUCCCGUCAGGCCUCCGCCCCCCGCCCGCCGACGCCGCGUGCUUCCCGCCGCGCGGGCGAGGAGGAGGUGCCCGCACGACGACGGGUUCGAUCCCGACGCCGGCAACGGCCUUGGCACCGCCAAGCCCCAACCUCAGCGCUGCAUCCUCGACAUGUUCCCGUACCCUAGCCCCAGGACGCGAUUUGGCUCGAUUGGACGCAUAAAUUAUUCGUGGGAGGCGUUGAAGGUGUGCAGUGGGAGAAAGGAAGCAGUCAUUUGCCAAAUAACUGUACUGUAACUGAAACACGAAAGCCCAGCUGGUUCACAAAUAAGCGUUCGUUCAGGACGGUUCUCUUGGGAGGAGAUUCGGUGGAGCAUGAUAGAUGUCCCGUCGAGGGUGUAUCCUCAUUAGUGUUAUCAUGCCAUGGAUUUAAUUAUGCCGAGCAUCUCUUUCAAGAUUCUCAGAUAAUUCAUGUCCGACAGUCCGAGGAAGCUUGAUGAUGGGGAUAGGUUGUUGUGGAUCAUUGACUAACUUUCCUGCAACUGCGACCAAGACAGACCAAGUCUUUGGCAUCAUUGCCAUGUCCAUUUCCUCUCCUUGAUAACUGACCUGCUGCCACUUUGCAGAGUCAACUAAAUUGUGCUUCGGCUUACAAUACAUAGGACACUUCAUCCGACUGUGACAUAUGUCAUGUGCAAUUUAUAUCUAUCUUUCUUUGGUACUUGGAUGGCGGCAAAGAAAUAACGGUCGGUGGGGAGCCAGCUUUCCUGAUAUUCAGCUCACUUGAUACUUCCAUUUGGUGGAUCCUGGGGUGCACAAGCUGUAGAUUGUAUAACAAGCAGAGAAUGGUUUUUUUCAAUCAUCUCGGGUGUGACGUCAAUAGAACCAAGCCAAACAAGCCGGCAGCCCGGCUCUGAAGAAGUUCCAACUCCCCUACCCUUCCAACAUAUAUCAAAGCACGCACACAAAGCAUUUAACCAACAUACUCCAUUAGGACAAGAACAGAGCCAUGGCUCCUCAAGUUUUUCGCACCCAAUCUCUAAUUGUUCCUUCCCACCAUGCACUCUCUCUUCUCUGCGCCAUCCUUGUAUUUCUGUCCUCCAACACAAUAAUAUUCACAUCAGCACAAGCUAGCAACAAAUCUGAGAGUGACCGGCAAGCCCUUCUCUGCUUCAAAGAUGGCAUCUCUGGGGACCCUCUCGGUGUUCUCAGAUCGUGGCGCAAUGACUCACUCAACUUCUGCAGCUGGCGGGGGGUCACCUGCAGCAUGACCCUCCCAAUCCGUGUUGUGUCCAUACAAUUCAGUUCUGCACGGCUCACAGGAACACUAUCCAGAUGCAUAGCAGGCCUUAGUUCUCUAAAGAAGAUGGAGCUUUCAAGUAAUCAAUUUUCUGGACGCAUACCUGACAAGAUAGGUGACCUCCGGAGCCUCCAAACUCUGAAUCUUGUGGGCAACAACCUUGUAGGUAACAUCCCUCUGUCAUUAGGUACAGCUGCAUCUCUUAGAUAUGUGAACCUUGCAAACAAUUCUCUUAGCGGAGCUAUCCCUGAUUCCUUAGCAAAUAGUUCGUCACUCAGUGCGAUGAUCCUCUCACGGAACAACUUAGCUGGGGUGAUCCCAGCUAAUUUGUUCAACUCAUCCAAACUUCGUCUUGUUGACCUCCGGUCGAAUGCUCUCUCCGGGCCUAUCCCACAUUUCCAAAAGAUGGACGCUCUGCGAUUUCUUAAUCUUACAGGGAAUUCACUUUCUGGUACUAUACCAGCAUCUUUGGGCAAUGUUUCAUCAUUGCGUUCCCUCCUGCUAGCACAAAACAACUUAGCAGGAUCAAUUCCAGAAACUUUGGGUCAAAUUCCAAACCUUAGAAUGCUAGAUCUAAGUUACAAUAGCUUGUCGGGGUAUAUCCCAGCCACACUCUACAAUGUGUCAUCACUCACACUCUUUAGCCUAGGCAGCAACGAAUUUGGUGGAGAGAUACCUUCUGAAAUUGGCCACUCAUUUCCAAAUCUCAAAACAUUGCAAAUGGAAGGCAACCAUUUUCAUGGAUCAAUACCAGAUUCUCUGAGCAACAUGUCAAAGCUGCAAGUGCUUGAUCUUUCAAGCAACUCGCUGUCUGGCGUGGUGCCAUCUCUAGGAUCCUUGGCAAACUUGAGUCAUGUGCAUCUAGGAAAUAAUAAACUCAAAGCUGGUGACUGGGCGUUCCUUGUCUCUCUCACCAAUUGCUCUCAGUUGUUAAGAUUAUCAGUGGAUGGGAAUAUACUGAAUGGAAAUUUGCCAAAAGCAGUAGGCAACCUUUCAAUAAAGCUGGAGCGGUUAAAUUUUGGAAGAAACCAAAUUUCUGGAAACAUACCAGCCGAGAUAGGCAACCUUGUAAACCUCGCUCUACUUGACAUGGGCCAGAACAUGCUCUCAGGACAAAUUCCCCUGACAGUUUGGAACUUGAGGAACUUGUUCGUCCUAAAACUAUGCAUAAACAAGCUGUCAGGUAAAGUUCCAUCAACCGUUGGUAAUCUUGCUCAACUCAGCGAGCUUUAUCUUCAUGACAAUGAGUUGUCUGGAGCCAUACCGGCAAAUAUAGGACAAUGCCAAAGGUUGCUUUUGCUGGACUUGUCAUUUAACCAUCUUGAUGGAUCUAUACCAGUUGAACUCCUCAAUAUUUCUUCCCUUGCCUUGGCUUUGGACUUGUCAAACAAUAACCUGGCAGGGUUGAUACCACCGCAAAUUGGUAACUUGAUCAAUCUUGGGUUACUACGUGUUUCCAACAACAAAUUAUCUGGUGAACUUCCUUCUGCACUUGGCCUGUGUGUUACAUUGGUAUCCCUUGACAUGAAAGGGAACAUGUUUAGUGGAAUUAUUCCUCAGUCUUUCAGUGCUUUGAAGGGCAUACAGCGAAUAGAUCUGUCUGGGAACAAUUUAACUGGUCAAGUUCCACAGUUUUUUGGGAACUUCAGCAGCUUAAAUUAUAUUGAUAUAUCAUACAACAAAUUUGAAGGGCCAAUCCCGACUGGUGGUAUAUUUGGAAAUUCAACUGCAGUGUUCCUGCAUGGUAACGCAGGAUUAUGUGAAACAGCUUCUGCCAUAUUUGGACUGCCCAUUUGCCCCACCACCUCAGCAACAAAAAGGAAGAUCAAUACACGCUUGCUGCUGAUAAUAGCUCCACCAAUUACUAUUGCUGUGUUCUCAUUAUUAUGUGUUGCUGUCACUGUUAUGAAAGGGACCAAAACUCAACCAUCUGAAAACUUCAUGGAGACAAUGAAGAGGGUGUCAUACAGUGACAUUCUUAAAGCCACCAAUUGGUUCUCUCUGGUCAACCGGAUCAGCUUGAGUCAUACAGCAUCAGUCUACAUUGGUCGGUUUGAGUUUGAUACAGAUCUAGUGGCAAUCAAGGUAUUCCAUCUCAGCGAGCAAGGUUCGAGAAAUAGCUUUUUCACCGAGUGCGAAGUGCUAAAACACACCCGCCACCGCAAUCUGGUUCAAGCUGUCACCCUGUGCUCCACGGUAGAUUUUGAGGGCAAUGAAUUCAAGGCUAUUGUAUACGAGUUCAUGGCAAACGGUAGCCUGGACAUGUGGAUACAUCCGAGGCCUCACCGAGGCAGCCCAAGGAGGCUGCUAAGCUUGGGUCAGCGGAUAAGUAUUGCUGCUGAUGUGGCUGCUGCUCUGGACUAUGUACACAACCAGCUGACACCUCCUUUGAUCCACUGCGACUUGAAGCCAGGCAAUGUUCUGCUGGACUACGACAUGACCUCACGCAUCGGUGACUUCGGGUCCGCCAAGUUUCUCUCUUCAGGUAUUGGUGGGGCAGAAGGCUUGGCUGGUGUCAGAGGAACGAUUGGAUAUAUCGCACCUGAAUACGGGAUGGGAUGCAAAAUAUCGACAGGCUAUGACGUGUACAGCUUCGGGGUGCUGCUACUGGAGAUGCUCACGGCAAUUCGACCAACGGACGCACUAUGCGGCGACGCUCUCAGCCUUCACAAGUAUGUUGGCCUAGCCUUCCCUGACAGAAUCGUUGAAGUUCUAGAUCCCCAUAUGCCAUCCGAGGAGGAUGUGGCGGCCUUUUCCCUGCAUAUGCAAAAGUACAUUAUGCCUUUGUUCAGCAUUGGCCUGGUGUGCACCAUGGACUCACCGAAAGAUAGACCAGGGAUGCAUGAUGUUUGUGCCAGGAUUGUUGCCAUCAAACAGGCAUUUGUUGAGACCUUGUGAUCCGCGGCAACUAGUCGGAUGUGCAUGCAACCAGAUGUUAAAUACCAUGUACAUAUUCGAUAGCACAGUUACUACACUACUCUAAUGCUUAUAUAGUACAAAACUAUAGCUGUAUCACUCCCAGAAUAUAAUUGUAACAGUUUUAGUUAUGUAUCUAAAAUUAUCCAC